Messenger RNA from Halichondria panicea, 2751 nucleotides. RefSeq names its product putative metabolite transport protein YwtG. Gene Ontology annotation, molecular function: carbohydrate:proton symporter activity. Lineage: Eukaryota; Metazoa; Porifera; Demospongiae; Suberitida; Halichondriidae. Gene Ontology annotation, cellular component: membrane. Gene Ontology annotation, biological process: carbohydrate transport; transmembrane transport. The coding region runs from base 1606 to 2100 and encodes 164 amino acids. The record is from RefSeq and is a predicted model, not a curated record. The transcript has 11 exons.
GAUAUUUGCUUUUGUGACUCGUGAUCCUUUACCAAUUUCUACGUGAGUCAAUAACUUUAGCUCAAUAAAGAUAUGAAUAGUGACAAAACUAGCGAUAAGGAGGAUCCUCAGAAACAGCUAAAAAGAGGGAAAGGAGGCUUGCUAGACCCAGAGAAAGAUACAGGGCACACAGGAGCAGCAGGAAGUGAAGAGACUCCAGAGGCCACACAGGCACGCUUGAAGCAACACAUGCAGGCAGAGGCAUACAGAGUGAAUCCCGAUAUGCCUCUAUUCGAACACUGCUGUUCAAUCCAAGAUGCUGUUUAUAUCUAUAUCUGCAGUCAUGCCAAUAAUGUCCAUCUAUCGAUUACCACUUGGACAAUAUGAAUACGCAGGCCAUGUCAUCAACCUGCCACAAGAUGUGGUGUCAUUUGCACAAUAUCUUUCAGCAGAGUUGGAUGCGUCGCUUGCCCCAUGGCGCUUGCGUUACCCUAGUUGUAGAUUUUGAUUUUAAAGCUUCAUUGUAAGAGCUUACCUUGCACUUUGAAUCACAGAGCAUACAAUUCUCGUCCCAACGACCCAAUAAACUUCCCUCAACAUCAUAACAUUGAUUGUGUGCAUUACCGUUCGCAUCACUGUUGCACAAAGUGCUGGCUUGCGAGUCUACAUGUUGCGUGUCUGACCACAGCUGUUUUCAAAGCCUUGUCAUUGCGUACAAAUAUGACUUUCUUCUGUAUAGUGUACUCCUGCUAGAUAUAGUUGCUGCUCAGUACAGCUAUAGAUUUCCAUGUUCAUACUGAUUUUCACAUAAUUUUUACACUUUGCAUGUAUAAUUGUGAGAUGUUAAAUGAAACAGCCGAUGGUUUAGCUUCAAUGCUCUGGUUUAUACAGUAGACUCUCAUUAAUCCGGUCACCCUUGGGACCAUGCAGCUUGGCCGAAAUAGCGAGGUGGCUGCAGCUCAGGAAAUAGGCGUGGCUUAAAAACGACCUUACCUCGAAUCUAAUGACUACUUUUGCGGUUCUUGUCUCGAGGAUAAGGAAUGAUAAUGAAUCAUUCUGUUCUCUAUUUAAGUGUAAUCCAAUUUUAUUUGCUAAAUCACACCCAAAACGUCAUAUCCGGCCGUAAUACACGUAUAAAAUUACAUUGAAAACCUUGUUUGGGACAGCCAGCACCUGCCGGUAAACGGAAUAGCGAGUGGCCGUACUUCAGAGUUAGUUUUGUGCAGUAAACAUAUAGCUAGCAUUCCGUGCCAAGCCAAAUGGCCGGUAUAUAUCGAGGUGGCCGUACUUCAGAGAGCCGGAAUAGCGAGAGUCUACUGUAUAUGCAGCAACAAAUUAAUUAGUUAUCACUCAUUUCUAAUUAUGUGGCUGUCAAUCGAUGUCUCUAUUGAAUAUAGGUCUAUCAACGGUGUGCAAAACUUUGCUGGCUAUCUGGAGUACUUCGAUCUUGGGAACAGCUCUGCAAAUUCUGAAACCUCAGAUUUGAAAGAAGAUGACAGGAUCAUACUGGGAUCCAUCAUUUCGAUUCUGAAUCUUGGUGGAGCCAUCGGGAGCCUCUUUGCUGGCAGUAAAGUUCAAUAAAACAAUUCAUAGCCUGCUGACUACUUUGGCCGUAAAGUAACUAUUAUGAUGUCAGGAGUGCUGAUGGUUCUUGGAGGAUCCAUACAGAGUGCUGCAGUACAGGGAGGACCAUGGAUGGAAAUCUUGGGUCGUUUUAUUAGUGGACUUGGAUGCGGCUCAUUUUAUAUGGCUGGCCCUGUGUACAUUGCUGAGAUUGCUCCCAUGCAUAUUCGAGGAACCUUGACAUCUCUAAUUGGCCCAACCAUAGCAAUGGGAAUAAUGACUGCCUAUGUCACCAACUUCCUGCUGUACGAUAAGCUGUUUGGUUGGAGGGUGUCUCGUCUACUGUCUUGUGUCUUUGGUUGUGUCUUCAUUGCCGGCUUGACCGUGAUGCCCAGGACCCCAAGGUGGCUCAUGGUGCAGGGGAGAGAGUCAGAGGCACGAGAGGUACUCAGAAAAACUGUCUCCAAGCUGGGACAGGAGGGAAUUGAAGCUGAGCUAGAGGAUAUUAGACAGACUCUGAAAUCAGCAACAAAGCAAAAUCUCUUUCAGGGAGCUUAAAGUGGUUUUGAAAUGGAGAAUCCUUAAACGUGUCAUCCCGUUUGUUGUCACCAGUGAGAUGUUUCCUUUAGAGGGACGAGGACUUGUUGCGGCCUUCUCCACGGCAAUCAACUAGAUCUCUGCAUACAUAUUCACUCAAGCCAUUCUGGCCUCCAUUAACUCGUCUGGUUCUCUGUACAUGAUCAGCUUGAUUGACUUGGCUGCAGCUCUCUUCUUCUUAUUCCUACUGCCUGAGACGAAGGGCUUCAGUCUCGAAGAAAUGGAGAAAAUAUUCGAGAAACCGUGGCUUGAGAGGGUGGGGCUCACUUCCUGCUGCAGAUUUUGUCAUAGUUAAGAUGUGGCUGAAGAUGGUAUCCCUAAGAGUGAACAUGCUGUCAAUGGAGUGGUGAUGCUAGGGGACAAAUCUGUAGAGCUUCAAUAUGCCAGACAAAAGAGAGAAUUUGUGUUUGUGGAGGAGAAUAGUAAAGACUGGGAAGAGUAUUGGGAACGAUACGAUGUAGAAGAGACUAGAACUGCUAGCAAACAAACCACUGUGUGAAUGCAUGCUAGUAGUUAGUGUCAACAAGAGUGUAUGAAUGGCUUCAUACACUCUGCAUGGCCGGGGUCAAAAGUCGUUUCCUUUCAUUAAUUAAAAAAUAUGCGGUAUUGUUA